Saprolegnia parasitica CBS 223.65 is the source of this 959-nucleotide messenger RNA. RefSeq lists its product as hypothetical. The coding region runs from base 12 to 929 and encodes 305 amino acids. The record is from RefSeq and is a predicted model, not a curated record. Gene Ontology annotation, biological process: positive regulation of ATP-dependent activity; protein folding. Gene Ontology annotation, molecular function: ATPase activator activity; protein-folding chaperone binding. The transcript is spliced from 3 exons. NCBI's taxonomy places the organism in Eukaryota, Oomycota, Saprolegniomycetes, Saprolegniales, Saprolegniaceae. Gene Ontology annotation, cellular component: cytosol.
ACCUCAACGCAAUGGCCACGAAGAAGACAGACGCCAACGACUACUCGCGCUUCGACAAGAUCUCGGACGCCGACGAGGCGCCGGGCGCAGACUGCCGCAACUGCGGCACGACAGGUGCCAAGCUCAAGUGCUCUGUCUGCAAGAAGGCCACGUACUGCCACCGCGCGUGCCAAACCAGCGACUGGUCCUACCACAAGCGCAUUUGCAAAAAACCCGAGGAGCCCAAGAAGCCGACUCCGUCCAAGCCUACGGCGGCAUCGUCGACGACCACUGCUGCCACAUCGACGACCAAGGCGGUGACAACGACGACAUCCGCGGCCAAGGCCAAGCCGGCCAAGACCGAAGUUGUUGUCGAAGACGAAUCAAUCGAAAACGCCAAGGGCUACAAGAACGGGCUUCCGUACUUCCAUCGCGAGCAGUCAGAGCACGAGAAGGCGCUCAUUGGCGACAUUGCGCCAAAGAAGAUUGAAGAGGUCGAAGUGGUGGCACCGGCGCACGAUGGGUCGGCGUGGAACACGGCCGGCACCUUUGAGCAGCGCGACUUUACCAAGUGGGCCAAGGGUCGCCUCGAAGAGCUCCUCGCGAGCGUCGAAGUCCUGCACUCGAGCACGACGAUCCGAACCAAGCCCGUGAAGGACCUCAAGGGCGACGCCUCCGUGUGCGUCAUCCGCGGCAAGAAGCGGUUUCUCUUUGACUUUGAGUUUACGCUCGAGUGGGAGGCGGUCGGGCUGAACGCCAAGGGGAAGCUCAAGUGCCACGACAUUGGCAACGACGGCGACUACGAGAUCCAGUGCUCUUACGACAAGAAGCCAUCGGACACCAUCGAGGCCCAGGCUGUCCACGCCGCCGUCACGAGCAAGACGUCUGGCCUCCACUACGCCGUCGCGCAAAAGAUCGGCCAGUUCUCGACCGACUUUCAGGCCUUGUAGAUUGAUGCAACAAAGUACGUGUUAGACAAA